GCUGCCCAGGGGCCGCCGCCGCCGCCGCCGCCGCCGCCGCGCCACACCAUGAAGCUCCGCAACAAGGCGGCGGCGCUGCUCCUGCUCGCGCUGGCCGCGCUCCUGCUCGCGGGGCUGUCCCUGCGCGCCCGCCGCGCCGCAGCCCCCGCGCCGCUCGCUCGCCCCGCGUCCGCCCCGCCGCGCCGCCCCGCGCCGGCCCCCGCGCGCCUUCCGGGCCCGGGUGCCCUCCCGGGGGCCGGCCAGAGCGCUCGCCGGCGCCGGCCUCCGCGUCCGCGCCCCCGAGGCAGCCGUCGGGGCGCCGCGAGCCUGAAGAAGUUGGCGAGGAGGCCUGGAGAACUCAGGAGUUUCCAAGCUGUGCUGCCCCCCGAGCUCUGGAUCCACCUGGCCGUGGUGGCCUGUGGCAAUCGGCUGGAGGAGACACUGGUCAUGCUCAAAUCGGCUGUGCUCUUCAGCCACAGGAAGAUGAAAUUUCACAUCUUCACCGAAGACUCUCUGAAGCCCGAGUUUGACAAACAGCUACGACAGUGGCCAGACUCAUAUACAAAGAAGUUUGAGUACAGAAUCUACCCCAUCACAUUUUCGGUUGGAAACCCUCAGGAAUGGAAGAAAUUAUUCAAACCGUGUGCUGCCCAGAGACUCUUUCUUCCGGUGAUUUUAAAAGAUGUGGACUCCCUCCUCUACGUAGACACCGAUGUUCUCUUUCUGAGACCUGUUGAUGACAUCUGGAAGCUUCUGAGGCAAUUUAAUUCCACACAGCUUGCGGCCAUGGCCCCCGAGCAUGAAAUCCCCAAGAUCGGCUGGUACAGCCGCUUUGCUCGGCACCCUUUCUAUGGCUCCGCGGGAGUUAACUCAGGAGUCAUGCUGAUGAACUUAACUCGGAUAAGAAGUGCCCAGUUCAAGAACAGCAUGAUUCCAACAGGCUUGGCUUGGGAGGACAUGCUGUACCCUCUGUACCAGAAGUACAAGAAUGCCAUCACGUGGGGAGACCAGGACUUAUUAAAUAUUAUUUUUUAUUUCAACCCAGAGUGUCUGUACGUGUUCCCCUGCCAGUGGAACUACCGUCCUGAUCACUGCAUGUACGGAAGCAAUUGCAGAGCGGCUGAGCGGGAAGGCGUGUCUGUCCUGCAUGGGAACCGAGGCGUCUACCAUGACGAGAAGCAGCCAACUUUCAAAGCGCUCUAUGAAGCAAUCCGAGAUGAAGCGGAGCUCUUUCCCAUCAGGGGGCUUUGCACAUGCUUGGAAUCAUUUACCCUAGAAAUUCACCUGGCAAAAUUCUACUAUCCUUCAGAUUUUGAGAAGAGGGGGAAAAAGGAAGUUUGUCCGGUCCUGGAUCAGUUUCUUUGUCAUGUAGCCAAGACUGGAGAAACAAUGAUUCAGUGGUCCCAGUUUAAAGGCUAUUUUAUUUUCAAACUGGAGAAAGUGAUGGAUGAUUUCAGAACUUCAGCUCCUGAACCAAGAGGUCCUCCCAACCCUAAUGUCGAAUAUAUUCCCUUUGAUGAAAUGAAGGAAAGGAUACUGAAAAUUGUCACUGGAUUUAAUGGUAUACCUUUUACUAUUCAGCGACUAUGUGAAUUGCUCACAGAUCCAAGGAGAAACUAUACAGGAACAGACAAAUUUCUCAGAGGAGUAGAAAAGAAUGUGAUGGUUGUUAGCUGUGUUUAUCCUUCUUCAGAGAAGAACAAUUCCAAUAGUUUAAAUCGAAUGAAUGGUGUUAUGUUUCCUGGAAAUUCACCAAGUUACACUGAAAGGUCUAAUAUAAAUGGACCUGGAACACCCAGGCCACUUAAUCGACCAAAGGUUUCUUUGUCAGUCCCCAUGACAACAAAUGGCUUACCUGAGAGCACAGACAGCAAAGAGUCAAACUUAAAGCAAAAUGAGGACAAAAAUCACAGUGACUCUUCGACAUCUGAAUCAGAAGGUUCCUCAGUGAGCCCUAUAAAAAAUAAACAUCCAGAUGAAGAUACUGUGGAAGCUGAGGGGCAUGAGGUAAAAAGACUCAGGUUUGACAAAGAAAGUGACGUCAGAGAGAUGGCCAGUCAAACAUCUUCCAGUGAAAUUUCGUCAGUUAUGGUAGAAGAAACAGAAGCUCCAUCUUCAUCUCAGAAUAAAGACAAAGAAAGUAGUUGUACCAGGCAGCACUGUACAGAAGAGGAUGAAGAAGAGGAUGAAGAGGAAGAAGAAGAGUCUUUUAUGACAUCAAGAGAAAUGAUCCCAGAAAGAAAAAAUCAAGAAAAAGAAUCUGAUGAUGCCUUAACUGUGAAUGAAGAGACUUCUGAGGAAAAUAAUCAAAUGGAGGAAUCUGAUCUGACUGAAGUUGAGAGAGGUUUACAUUCUGAAGGUAGUGAAAAUACAGGCCCUGUAAGUAGUUCCAAUUGCCAUGAAACGGAAGAAUUAAUAGGAUCCAAUUCCAGUAAAACUGGAGAGAUUCUCUCAGAAUCAUCCAUGGAAGCCACAGAAGUCACAGAUGAACCAAUGGAACAAGACUAACUAUUUAGAAAUAUUUAGAUGCAGUAUUUUACAUACAGUUCUGGUUUUACACUGUAUAAAACUUUUAUGUAAUAAAGUGGACCUUUAGUUUUACAAGAGAAGCAGGUUGUAAAAUAAAGUACUUUAUGGGAUAAAUCCUGAAAGAGUUGUACAUGUAAGAACUGUGAAUAUCAGCUCCUCUGGGUCCUGCUUACCGCUGACUUUUUUUGGUCUGGUCAAAUCAGUGGUUUGUGUAUAGAUUUUUUUUUUUUUUUUUAAUUUAGAGUUAAAAAUUUUAAACUGGAAGAUAAUUAUAAUUUUGAAAACUUUUGGAGAUUAUCACAUUUAGUUUAUACAUAUGCAAGAAAGCUUUUUGUCUUGUCUCUUUCUGACAGCUCUAGCAGUUUUCAUAUUUUGGUCAUAGUUUCAACAUUUUAACAUGUGAAUUAUAGGGUUUCAUGUUGGUUUCCAGAUUUUAUUGUUUGACUAUGUACUAUGGAACUUUAAGUCAUAUAUACAUAUAUAUAUAUUAUUCUAAGGGGGGAAAUGUUAUAUUUUUCUUUUUCUAUAAGAGAUGAAUACAGUGGAUACUUUUUCUAUUGGUAAUGAUUGAGUUCACCUCUUUCAGAAGACAGUUUCUUUCUCUUCUGAGUAAUUCAAAUAAAAUCUGGCCCUUGUGAAACCCUGGAAAUCUUAAGUCUGUUGAAAUACCAGGUUAAACACAUUCCAAGAGAUCUGUUCAAACUAAAAUUCUUUUGUAUACUUCUGAGGUGCCUGAGAAAAAGACUUCAUUAUUUAUGAGAAAAUGUGCUUUAUCUUGGAAAUUGUGUUCAAACAUUAGCUUACUAUUUUAUAGAAUGAAUGCUUAUAAAGCUGACACGAGACCAUCUCAGAAGAACCAGGCAGGUUCCUUUACCUUUUGCUUGCUUUUCUGAACAGUGUGAAUACUACACAUUUCUUUCUAAAUUAUUCUAGAGUAUACAGAUGUCAAUGGUAUGAAACACCACUGUACUGGAAGAAUUAAUAUAUUACUUUAGUAAUGUACCGGAGCUAAAUGACUGAAGCUUUAGGGGUACAUAAAAACCACCGUAAUUUGUAUGACAUUUUGAAGUGAAUUAAAUAUUUUUGAACAUGCUUCUUCGACAGCCAGUGUUAUAUUUUUCAGAUCAACACAAAGCACAAUGGUUAUUCUAAACUCAAUAUUUUCAAAUUCACAUAAUUUAAAGUCAUGCAAGCUGCAAUUUCCCUGUCUAAAUUACUGGCUGCCAAAUUUAUACCUGUUUCUUCAGCUGUACCUUUUGAUAUUUAGAAUUUUUAAAUUUCUGUAAAGUAGAUUUUGUAGAAUGUAAUGUGUUCACUGCCUUUGUGAAGCGGUAUAUAAUUGUAUAAUUUCUGUGUGUAAACUGAAUGCUUGGGCUUUCAAUACAGUAUUCAUAUAAAGCAAUAAAUAUUAAUGUUAUGAAA
This is a messenger RNA of Balaenoptera acutorostrata (minke whale), 3930 nucleotides long. It is a transcript of the gene PPP4R2, whose product is annotated as protein phosphatase 4 regulatory subunit 2. Gene Ontology annotation, cellular component: nucleus; protein phosphatase 4 complex; cytoplasm. The transcript is spliced from 15 exons. The record is from RefSeq and is a predicted model, not a curated record. Bases 49 to 2487 code for a protein of 812 amino acids. NCBI's taxonomy places the organism in Eukaryota, Metazoa, Chordata, Mammalia, Artiodactyla, Balaenopteridae. Gene Ontology annotation, molecular function: protein phosphatase regulator activity; UDP-xylosyltransferase activity. Gene Ontology annotation, biological process: protein O-linked glycosylation via N-acetylgalactosamine; protein dephosphorylation.